UUUUCUUUUUCUUUUUAAAGAAAAAAAAAACAUUAAACUCCGAAUUAACGAUUGAAAAUGGAGCAACUAAACCCUGUAAAACUUUCUUCUCACAAGAAAUUUUUAGAAGAUUUAUUAUCCAUCCAAAAUAAGUUUUCCAACGAACCAAAGCUUUAUAUCAAUUCCAAAGUUUCAUCUGAAAAAAAAGAAAUUGAAGAGAAUUUGUAUGCCAUUUUGGUUUGCCUUUCAGCCACUAUUGAAACGUAUCGCUCAUGUAAUGCCUUUCAAAAUAUGAAUACAUUCCCCAAAACCGGGAGAAAACAAAAACUUGUUCCAAAAAAACCGUUGUGCGUUACAAAUGUGGAUUUAGAUCAAAUAUUCAUUCAGCUAUGCGAUUUGAUCAAUCCGUAUUUAGAAAAUUUAAAACAAAUAUCUUUUUUUUAUAUCAAUAAUUUUAAUAAAAGUAACCGUGCGUUUUCUUUUUUAAAAGAAACAGAAAACCAUAAAAAUGAGGAAACCUCCGUUGCUUUGCAAGCCAGUGAAAAUGAUUCUGACCAGGACGUCGACGCCGCAACGGAUAGAGACACUUUAGAACAGUCUGCAAAUGGUACACAUUUUGACGAAGAAACCAAAUUUUUUUUAAGGUAUUCUGAUGUCGAAAAACAAAAAGGAAAUUCGGAUGACUUUUUUGACAUAAAUGAAAUGCAGAAAUUUGUUGACCAAGGGGAAAAUAUGGAUUUUGACGAAGAAAGCUUACUAGAUGAAACAAAUACUAAGUUAUUGAAUAAGGAAGAUCAAGCGUUAGACAAAUUACUUGAUGAGUAUGAGGAAAAUAAUGAAGCGUUGUCGAAACACGCACAGAAAUGUGAAGAAGAGGAUGAUGAUUCUACGAAUGCUAAUGAAAAAGAUUUUGACGUGGACGAUUCAGACGAAGACAUUCAAACAUUGGAGGACGUUUAUCAAAAUACAAAAAAUGUUUCAAAAUUAAGUAAUGUAAAUGCUACCUCUACAUUGAAUGAACAAAAGAAAGAAGAAAGCCAUUUGUUAGAUUUAGUGCAGAAAAACGAUAUUUUGGAUAACUUAAUCGAUACUACCGAACGAGAGUUAGUUGGGGAUAAACAUUGGACUAUGAAGGGAGAAGUUUCAGCUAAAUCACGGGAUCAGAAUAGUUUAUUAGAAGUUCAUUUAGAUAUACCUCAGUAUAAUCAUCAUUAUCAAUCCGAAGAUGCUCUUGGAAUACACGACUCCGCUUGGAAUAAUGAGGAAUCUUAUGAAGAUCAACACAACUCAUUGUGUUUGAAAAAUUCAGAAACAUCAUGUUACUCUUCUUUAUCCCAAGAAAUUGAAAAAAUUGUGUUACAUCGUAUUCGCUAUUUGUUGUUUGAUGAUGUUGUUCGAAAAUACGAAAAGCCUGUUGCGGUAACUGGAAAUGAUAAAAAUGAUGCUGAAGCGGAAAUUUUGGAUUUUCAAAAAAAUCAAAAUGGAUUAGCAGAGGUUUACGCAGACUACUAUACAAAACAAGUACUUGAUGGAGUUACGCAAGCUGACGUGAAAUUGAAUGAAAAAUGCACCCAAAUGAGCCAUUUAUUCAAUACGAUCAUGUAUAAACUGGACGCCUUAUCAUCCCAUCGUGUUAUGCGUAAACCCUUGGUACAUAAGGGUAAUAUCCCAGAUAACGUACCUUCAGUAACGGUUGAGGAUACCAUUCCUGCACUGGUUUCGGAUAAUCAAAGAAAAGCUCCUCAAGAAAUUUUUGAACCCGGAACAUUAAAAAAACGUGAGGAAAUGACGCAAGAAGAGAAAAAAUCAUUACGUCGAUUACAUAAGGCUCGUCGUAAAAAUAAGACACAUAAUCUUUUGAUGACUGGACAAACUACACUUCAAGAAAACAUCAAAAAAUCAAUAGAUUUACACCGAAAAAAUAGAGACGAAAAGGAAAAAAAAAAACGUACGAAAAAUACGGGUGUUGCUACCGAAAAAACACAGUCAAGACUUUUUCGUACUAAACGAUUACGUACAGCGGAUUUUAUUACAAAUGCCGCAACAUCCAUUUGACUGUAGUAUUUAUGUCGACACCUCGAAUAAAUUCUUUUGUUUUCGCUUGUUCUUUUUCAAAAAAGCAUCUUUUAAUUUAUGGUGUAAUUGUUGAAGACAAAAAAUCUUUUUGAUCAAAAAACAAAAUUUUAUGCGUUUUUUUUUAAGGAA
Hylaeus volcanicus is the source of this 2184-nucleotide messenger RNA. RefSeq lists its product as uncharacterized. Lineage: Eukaryota; Metazoa; Arthropoda; Insecta; Hymenoptera; Colletidae. The transcript is spliced from 11 exons. Bases 58 to 2034 code for a protein of 658 amino acids. Gene Ontology annotation, cellular component: sno(s)RNA-containing ribonucleoprotein complex; small-subunit processome; Mpp10 complex. Gene Ontology annotation, biological process: rRNA processing. The record is from RefSeq and is a predicted model, not a curated record.